Messenger RNA from Drosophila sulfurigaster albostrigata, 499 nucleotides. RefSeq names its product ubiquitin-like protein 4A. The transcript is spliced from 2 exons. Gene Ontology annotation, biological process: post-translational protein targeting to endoplasmic reticulum membrane. The record is from RefSeq and is a predicted model, not a curated record. Lineage: Eukaryota; Metazoa; Arthropoda; Insecta; Diptera; Drosophilidae. Gene Ontology annotation, molecular function: protein binding. Bases 108 to 485 code for a protein of 125 amino acids.
AUAUCGCUCUUUAUUUUCAUCACUAAGCUUGCAGAUGGCAACACUGACAUGCCAUUUAAUUUGUUUAUAAAAUAAAACUAUUUGAAGAGAAAUAAAUAAGCAUUGCCAUGCUCAUUACAAUAAAAGUGCUCAAGGGCAAAGAUUGCACACUCGAGGUUUCGCCGACGUCCACCAUACAGGAGGUGAAAGAACAAAUUGAUGCCGCUCUUCAAAUUCCCGCUUCAAAUCAGAAGCUGCUGCUGCUCGGCCGCCCGCUAAACAAUGAUCAGACAAUUGCCUCAUAUCCCAAUAUUAAAGAGGGCACCAAGCUCAAUUUGGUGGUGAUGAAACCCGGACUGCGUGAUUGCAUUUAUCGAGCUUUUCGCAAAUAUUACUCAGAAGCGCAGUCCGAACGAUUGGCAAAUGAGUUUAUUACGGACUUUGAGGCAAAACUUAAGGAACAGAGCCUGGAUGAUUUGGAACGCUUUGCUGAUAAUUCGCUGUGAACUCUGAUUUGUUG